ACGCGCGCGGGUCCAGUGCGGCGCGGCUAGCCAGGCAGUGCGCCUGUGCGGCCGGCGCAUCCCAAUGGAGCGUGGAGGCGGUUUCGGGGCGGGAUCCCGUGCUGAGGGGAAUGCGAGGGGCACCCCGCUUCCCGGGAAGAUGGCUGAGUCAGGCGCUGUGCGAACCUCGCCACCCAACCACCGGCCUACAGGUAUGGAUGGAUUUUUAAAGUCAGAUGAGAGACAAAGACUAGCCAAAGAGAGAAGAGAAGAAAGAGAAAAAUGUCUGGCUGCCCGGGAGCAGCAGAUCCUGGAGAAACAGAAAAGAGCUAAGCUCCAGUAUGAAAAGCAAAUUGAGGAGCGAUGGCGGAAACUGGAAGAGCAGCGACAACGGGAGGAUCAAAAGAGGGCUGCUGUAGAAGAGAAGAGGAAGCAGAAGCUCCGAGAGGAGGAGGAGCGACUGGAGGCAAUGAUGCGCCGGUCCCUGGAGCGUACACAGCAGCUGGAGCUGAAGAAGAAGUGUUCCUGGGGAACAUCGCUGGCCACAGGACCUGGAGGACGUGAUGGUGAAUCAGAAAAUACCCCACCCCCUCCUCUAGGUUUAGCAGCCAGCACUCUUCCUCCGGACGCAGGAACCACUGCCACCGCUGCCGAGUCCAGCAACGCAUGUGACAAACUUUCUACAUCAACCAUGAAUUUGCCAAAGCAGAUGGAGCCUCCCAUGAGUAAACGCCUGUCUUCAUCCACCGUGGCAAUAUCCUAUUCCCCAGACCGAGCUCAUCAUCGCAUGCACCUUAGUCCCAUGGAAAACUUUCUUGUUAUGCGACUGUUGACACCCACACAGGCUUCUUUAGCCAGAAGCAGAAGUGCACUCAUGCUCUCUGAGCAGGCCAAUGACUCAGUAUUCCAUGCCUGUCCUCGUGUAGCUCCUGUUGGCCCUCUUAAAUCUUCGUACAAGUCUUCUCCUACCAGAACCACUGAGAGGAAGAAGGCUACAGCUACAUCUGGUGCAGGAGAUGCUGGGAAAGGAGCCCCAGCAGGAGCAGAGGCCUCUCCGGUGGAGAAGGUGAAGAGGGGACAGCGAGCGACAACUUCCAUCCCUUCCGGGGGCCUCGGGUCCCCACUGAGAAGAUGCGAGCUUCCCGCAGGCCUUCCUAAGAGAUCGUCUUCUCCUGUGUUAUCCAAGACAACUUCAAAAGUGUAUCCUCAGUCUCCAAAGACAGUGAAGCCAUCAUACCCAGGGUCUCCUGUGAAGUACCGCUUUUCCCCCAUUCCCAACCAAGAAACACCCAAGAAGAAAGCAGAGAAAGAGAAGAGCAACAAGGAAAAGGAAGGUGCCUCAAGUCAGGCUGCUGGCCAUCUUGGAGAGGAAACUCCAGAGAAGUAUGUGACAGACAAACAUGCUACAGAGAAGCAUGUGGCAGAGAAGCAUGCCACCGAAAAGCAUAUGGCAGACAAACAGGCCACUGAGAAGCACGUGGUAGAUAAGCACGCCACCGAGAAGCAUGUGGAGGACAAGCAUGCCACUGAGAAAUAUGCUGCCACAGGAGGGAAGGUUGAGAGCAAUACAGCCUUGGGGAAGCCUACAGCAGGCACCACUGAUGCAGGAGAGGCUGCAAAGAUCCUAGCUGAGAAGAGAAGACAGGCUCGGCUGCAGAAGGAACAGGAGGAGCAAGAACGAUUGGAGAAGGAAGAACAAGAAAGGCUAGAGAGAGAAGAAUUGAAAAGAAAAGCAGAGGAGGAAAGGCUGCGCCUAGAAGAAGAAGCCCGUAAGCAAGAGGAGGAAAAGAAAUGGCAGGAAGAGGAAGAAAGAAGAAAGGCAGGAGAGGAGGCUAAGCAGAAGGCAGAGGAGGAGCUGUUGCUGAAAGAAAAGCAAGAAAAAGAAAAACAAGAAAAAGCCAUGAUUGAAAAGCAGAAAGAAGCAGCAGAAGCAAAGGCCCAGGAGGCAGCUAAACAGAUGCGUCUAGAAAGAGAACAAAUCAUGCUGCAGAUUGAGCAGGAGAGACUGGAGAGGAAGAAGAGAAUAGAUGAAAUCAUGAAGAGAACAAGGAAGAGUGAUGUGUCUCCAGAAGUGAAGAAAGAAGACUCAAAAGUGGAGAUUCAGCCUGUUCUAUGUGUGGAAAAUAAGACAAAACCAGUUGUCCCCAACAAAAUAGAAAUCAAUGGAUUGAACACCUGCCAGGAGGUUAAUGCUAUGGGGCACGCUGCCCCAGAAACUUUUCCACGAGAUGUUUUUUCUAAUGGGCUUAAACCAGUUGGGGCAUUUGUUCAUCUGGAUGCCCUUGAUGGGAAAUCAAAUAGUCUGGAUGAUUCAACCGAAGAAGUUCAGUCUAUGGAUGUGAGUCCUGUUUCCAAAGAAGAACUUAUCUCCAUCCCAGAAUUUUCACCAGUGAGUGAAAUGAUUCCUGGGAUGUCUCUGGACCAAAAUGGAACUGGUAAUGCCCGAGCACUUCAAGAUCUCUUAGAUUUCACUGGUCCCCCGUUCCCCAAGAGAUCCAGUGAAAAUCUCAGCCUGGAUGACUGUAACAAAAACCUUAUUGAAGGAUUUAACAGUCCUGGCCAAGAAACUACUCUGAACUCCUUCUGUUGACAAAUACAACAUCCCUUUAAUGAAAGGUGGUGUUUGGAAAACCUGUGAAGUUCCCGGUAGUCAAAUCAGCUGCCGGUCAUCUGAAGAAGCUUCUGUCACCCUUUACGCUGGAUUCCAAAUUACUAGAUCAGAAUGUAACUGUAUUCCUAGGUAGUCAAACCCUGGCCUCUCAUGGUAGAAACCUAGAGGCUUUUGCCUUGUUGGGCUUUAGCGAUGUUUCAUUUUACAGUUCUAUUUAUGAGCUUCAGCUGCUGCUAAAACACUUCCUGUCCUUCUGUAUUAUCAUAGUGAUCCUCUGAAUAACCUGAAUGAUGCUGGUUCAGAAGUUCAUUCCAUGACCAGUCUCAUGCCCAGAGUUGGAGCACAUAUUAUACAUUUAGAUGUCUCCUCUUGUAAAAUAUUCUAGACAUUUACCCAAACUCUAGUUAAAACAUGUAUUCAGCUUGGGCUGCAUAUCUCCCUUUGUUUAUAAGGAAAAGAAAUUCUGGAGUUUUCUCCCCCUCUGGGGUUUCUCUGUUUGAAAGUACUAUGAAGAAGUCUUUUUUAUCAAUAAGCUUUGCCACCUGCAUUGCCCUACAUUAUACUCUUUUGGGGGUUAAUGUAAUAAGUGUGUUUGAGUAAGGAAGCAUUAAAUGGUCCGUAAUAAUUUCUGUUGUCUUAUGCAUAUUUGUUUGUACAUGGACAUCUUUGAUGUCAUACCUUAAAAUCUCCAAACUGUAGUCACUCCAAACCAUGAGUGACUUUCCAACUAAAUUAUGCAUCUCAUGUACAGGUGGUUGGUUUUCAUGUUUUUGCUAUUGUUUUUGUAUUGUAUCUUGGGAGUUUUCUCGGUUUGCUCCUGUGUUUGCCCAACUAUGAUAAAUCCAGGCACAAAUAAAAAUCAUAAUGCUCUGAAAUAAGGGGGCCUCCAAUUGAUCCCAGGACAUCACUGUAAUAGACUUUAACAUGAAAAAAUCUGAAUGGGAAAAAUGACACUAGAAUGUAACGCCACACAUUUUAUGCCAUAUAAUGCUGUGUUUUCUUAAUUUUAUUUCUUGUGGAAAAAUGUGACUCAGAUUAAAAUGACCUUUUCUUCUUUGAAACUUUAUUUUGACUUGUACAAUAAGAGGUUUGGAAAGAUUUAUAAUUCUGAGAGAGGUUUGCAAUCAGGAGACAUAAAGAUAUCUCAAUAGCAAUCGUAUUCAUGUGCUUUUAAAGCUAGCUACAGUUUAAGAGUUUAUUAGUUAUGGAAACUGUGUAUGUUUGUGUAUGUGUAUAUACUAAAUAAAAUACAUGCCUCUAAUAAUGCAGUUCUAUUGAUCUUGAUGAAUACCAGGGCGAAAAUCCCUUUUAUGACAAGCACACAGAAAAUGAUAGCAUGGUCUGACUUUCAAAAAAUGCCUAGCCAUCUUUCUUACAACUUUAUUUUGCUAGAAAUCUAUGCAGUUGUGAUCUGUUGUACCUCACAGAACCAUUGUGACUGGUAAUGCCUCAUGUGCAUGAUGUGAACAUUCUGUUUAAUGUGAAAUACAUUUUCAUCGAAGAGUC
Messenger RNA from Ictidomys tridecemlineatus (thirteen-lined ground squirrel), 4096 nucleotides. It is a transcript of the gene Map7d2, whose product is annotated as MAP7 domain containing 2. The record is from RefSeq and is a predicted model, not a curated record. Lineage: Eukaryota; Metazoa; Chordata; Mammalia; Rodentia; Sciuridae. Gene Ontology annotation, biological process: microtubule cytoskeleton organization. Gene Ontology annotation, cellular component: microtubule cytoskeleton.